UUGCAGGUCAGAUGCACUAUUCGCGACAAUGACGGUGUCAUCUGCAUACAACAGGACCAGAAGCUUAAGCCACGAUAUUGCAGUAUCUGGGUUGAUAAGUUCAACCCCAACGGAUCCAUUUAUAUGCAGGUUGUACAGUAGAGAUGUCCCAUGAUAGCACAUUGUGACCAUCUGAAAAUAAAGGGUUUGUGGCACAAUGUCUUCCCCCGGGGGCCUAGCGAGCUCUCCCCGGGUUAGGCGUGUUUCUGGAUCCAGGUGUGUCCCAGGGGCGCUGUAUCAUCGGUUGAGGCUGCGAUGAGCUAAUCUGUUGGGCCGUUUCCUGAUGGCGGUGUGGGAUUUCCCUACGAGGUGCGUGUGGGCGAGGAUUCCUCCUCCUGGAAGGCGAUGGCGACUGUUGUUUCCGCGGGGUCCUGUGCUCAAGAACAGGGGAUUGAUUUCGCUGGCUACGAUCCUGCGAUACAGCUUUGUUUGAGUUAACGGACUGGGCACGAGGAACUCGUGAUAUUGCUGGCUGUGUAUUUGGUUUAUUUACAUUGCUAGCUGAGGCAUACUGUGUGUUUGUAAAUAAAAGUUUGUGACUUGUUACACGGCUGCCUUGCAUGAUAGUAUCCCAGUUGGGAAAGGCAUCGGCGACAACGCGUCCAUCUUGGAUUAUUUUGGCAGGGUAUACGAUGCUCACCUUACUGUUCGGGUGUUCUUGCCGUAAGCGUUUGUACUGGGGCCAUAAUAUCUUACGUGCAUCGACAAUCUCGCGUGGGAAGUCUCUGUUUAUGUGGAAAUGUGUGCCACGGAGCUUUCUGGCGUUCGACAGGAUGAAUUCAGUGUCACGAAAGUCUAAGCAGUAAAUAAUGAUGGGUCUUGAGGAGCCGUGCCGGAAUUUUCCUAGCCUGUGACAUCGAGGGAUAGGAGGACAUGAUGAUUAAGGUUCACUGCAGUGUAUUUAUCACUAGUGAUUAAGGGUCACUGCAGUGUUUUGUUUGCUGGUGAUUAAUGGUCACUGCAGUGUAUUGUUCACUGGUGUUUAAGGGUCACUGCUGGUCUGCAGUGUAUUGAUAACAGAUGAUUAAGGGUCACUGCAGUGUAUUGUUUGCUGGCGAUUAAGGGUCCCUGCAGUGCAUUGGUCACUGGUGUCACUGCAGUGUAUUGAUAAUAAUAAUAUUGAUAAUGAAUUCAGUGACCACACACCGUUAUCGUUUACAUUGUAUUGUAACAAUAAAACGGUUGAACAAUUGUCAUACACUGAAACGAAGUUUAAAUGGAACGAUUCAUUGCGUAACCAAUUUAGAUCGGGUAUUAUUAGCAACUUACCUAUGUUUAACACAAUUGUAGAGGAUUUAGAUUGUACAAGCUGUGACUCUAUAAAUAGUGCGUUAAAUAAAUUCACUGAUGUUAUACGUAAUGUUGCUGAUCCUUUAUUUUGCAAAGAUUAUGUAAUAACCAAUACAUCAAAAUUUGAACAGUGUAGCGCUGUAAGGCAUGCUGAUUGGUUCGAUGUGGAAUGUAAAAUUGCACACGGUCACUAUGUUUCCCUGUUAAAACAAUUUAACUGUAAUAAGUCGGAAGACAAUAGACUUCAAUUGUUGCAAUGUAAAAAGGAGUACAAACAAAUUAUCAAUAGAAAGAAAAAAUGCUAUUUGAGAAAUAAGGCCAAUGAGAUAGAACGUUUAAAAAAUCGUAGACCAAAAGAAUUUUGGAAAUACUUUAAAUCAAAUAAUCAAACUAAAAAUCACAAUAUCCCUUUGGAAGACUUUCAACAUUUUUUCUCUGAUAUUAGUCAUGGUUUGUUUGAUUGUGUUAAUGAUGAGGCUGAACAUUUUUGUAGUACUCAUAAUUUCAAUUUGCCAAAUUCACGUUUCCCCGAACUAGAUCAGCCAUUUACCGUUGAUGAGAUUAAAUUGUCUGUAAAACGAUUGAAACGCAACAAAGCAUAUGGAAGUGACUAUAUUUUAAAUGAAUAUUUGAUUGAAUGUAUUGAUAUUUUAGCGUUGCAUAUAUGUGAUUUGUUUAAUGCUGUGUUGAACUCUGGUCAUUUCCCCGAGAAAUGGAUGGAAGGUAUUAUAAUCCCUCUACAUAAAAAAGGUGAUAAAUCUGAUGUGAACAAUUAUAGAGGGAUUACUCUUCUAAGUUGUUUAUCUAAGCUAUUUACCUCAGUUGUUAACAAUAGAUUAGAAACUUUUUGUAGUAACUUUAAUAUAAUUUCGGACGCCCAAUUCGGAUUCAGAAAAGGGCGCUCAACAAUUGACGCUAUAUACAUUCUCAUGUCCCUGGUUCAAAAAUAUAUAAAUGAAAAUAAAAGACUUUAUGUAAUAUACGUUGACAUGAUGAAAUGUUUUGAUUCUGUUUACUGUAAUGCAUUAUGGCUGAAAAUAUACAAGGCCGGCAUAGAAGGUAAAUUGCUUAGAAUAAUAAAAAGUAUGUAUGAAAAUGUUAAAUCAUGUGUUAAGCAUUGUUCAUCAUACUCAGACUAUUUUAACUACGCUGUAGGAUUACGGCAAGGUGAAGUUAUGUCCCCUUUGUUGUUUUCCUUAUUUGUAGAAGACUUAGAAUUGUUUUUACAGAAUGACGUCUCUUCCGGCCUAAGUAUUGAUGACAUUGUAUUGAUUUUGUUACUUUUCGCAGAUGAUAUGGCUAUAAUUGGUAAAUCGCCCGCGGAAGUGCAGAAACACUUGGAUCUUGUUUCAAAUUAUUGUAAAUGCUGGGGAUUAAAAGUUAAUACCGAUAAAACUAAAAUAAUGGUGUUUCGCAAACGGGGUAGAUUAUUGCCAUCUGAAACAUGGACAUUUGAAGGUCAGCAAAUAGAAGUAGUAAAUGAUUUUAAUUAUUUGGGAACUGUUUUUAAUUACACUGGAAAUUUUAAUUUAAAUCAAGAAUAUUUAUGUGGAAAAGCACUUAAAGCUAUGAAUAUUUUAUUUAACAAAUGUAAAGAGUUUGACUUAAAACCAAAAACACAAUUCCAGCUAUUCGAUGCCUUUGUUGGAUCCAUACUGAAUUACGCAUGUGAGAUAUGGGGUAAAGCAAAAUCCAUGGAAUUGGAAAGGAUACACUUAAAGUUUUGUAAAAGAUUGCUAAACGUUAAGCAAACUGUAUGUAAUGCUGUAGUAUAUGGCGAGUUAGAAAGAUACCCACUAUUUAUCCAUAGAUAUGUUAAAAUGGUUAAAUAUUGGUUUAAACUUAUUGAAACUGAUAACAUAAUUUUAAAAUCGAUUUAUAUACAAGCAUUAAAUGAUUGUCAAAAUGGUCGUUCUAAUUGGGUAUCUAAUGUUAAACUAUUGUUAGACACUUACGGUUUUUCAUACGUGUUUAAUAAUCCAAGCUCCGUCGAUGUUAAAAUAGUUAUACCACAGUUUAAAACUGUUGUCAUUGAUACUUAUAAACAAGAGUGGUUUCGAUCCAUUGAAAAUAGCUCUGUUUUAGAUAUGUACCGUGUGUUUAAGUCAACAUUUGUAUACGAAAAUUAUUUAGAUUUAUUACCUAAAUCACUAAGACACUAUGUCGCAAAGCUUCGAUCUUCCAGCCUUCCACUGAGAAUUCAAACUGAAAGAUAUGCUGGUCAAAAUAUACCACGAAAUGAACGUUUUUGCCUUUGUUGUAACGAAUUAGAUAUUGAAGAUGAGUACCAUUUUGUCUGUAAAUGUCCAUUAUACGUUGAUAUUAGAAAAAACUAUUUAAAGAAAUGUUAUUACAAUAGGCCUUCUGUUUACAAAUUCCACCAGUUGCUGAAUACAACGAAUAAAUUUGAACUUAUUAAGUUAGCCAAAUUUGUAAAAGAAGCUCUGAUUUUAAGAAAUAAUAUUACUAAUGCUGUUAAUUAAUUUAUAUAGCAAUCCUCCAUAUAUUACCUUGCCUUUUCGUAACCGUAUACGAUGCUGAUUAUGUUAUUGUUACUACUAUGUUUAUCUCUGUAACUUUUCCUAAACGUAUACGAUGCUCCUUAUGUUUAUAUUAUUACUAUGUUUAUCUCUGUGACAUAAUUGUAUGUGAUAUAUCUAGUGU
Dreissena polymorpha is the source of this 3993-nucleotide messenger RNA. RefSeq lists its product as uncharacterized. Lineage: Eukaryota; Metazoa; Mollusca; Bivalvia; Myida; Dreissenidae. Bases 1311 to 3812 code for a protein of 833 amino acids. The transcript is spliced from 3 exons. The record is from RefSeq and is a predicted model, not a curated record.